AUGGGAAACACCGAAAUACUAUCCGUUCUCUUAAAAAUGCAAAUUAUUGGACUGAUUCAAGCUAUCUUGUUGAAGAAAGAUGAGAUUUUAAAGGACUACGAGUCUAAUCUCAACGGCAAUAUCAAACGAGUACAAGAACCUGAACACGAAGAGAUUGAUCAAGGUUUGCUUGACUGGUUUCGAAAGGCAAGGUCCAAGAACAUUCCAGUUACCAGGCCCAUGUUGCAAGAAAAAGCUACAAGAAUUGCAGAGGCUUCAGAAGUUUCCGGCGAGCAAUUCAAGGCUUCAAACGGGUGGCCAGAUCGCUUUAAAAGGAGAACUGGCAUAAAAGCAAAGUUUAUUUCUGGAGAAUCAGGAGAUGUCAGAGAAGAAACGGUGGCGGACUCAUGGAUAGAAAGACUUCCUGUAAUUUUGCAAGGAUGGCACCCUCGCGACAUUUGGAACAUGGGUGAAAGAGGCCAGUUUUUCAGAGCGCUCCCAAACAGAUCCCUGACUGAGGCUUCUCAGAGUUGCACGGGCGGUAAGAAAUCAAAAGACAGGCUGACGUGUGCGUUCAUCGUUAAUGCUAGGGGUGGGAAAGAGAAGCCUAUCAUCAUUGGCGAAUCGGCAAAUCCAAAAUGUUUCAGAGGUAUCCAGAACAGAUCGCUAUUACCAUGUGAGUAUUUCAACCAGCCAAAAGCGUCGAUGAACAGUGAUAUCCUGAUGGAAAUUCUAUCGAAACUUAGCAGAAGACUAAGCCGCGAGGAUAGAAGCGUAAUCCUGUUCAUGGACAAUGCCCCAUGCCACCCCGAAGACGUAGACGAUAAGUUUGACGAGAUAAAAAUCGUCUUUUUCCCUAAAAUACACGACAUCUCGUCUACGGCCACUUGA
Molecule: messenger RNA, 870 nt
Organism: Stylophora pistillata
Lineage: Eukaryota; Metazoa; Cnidaria; Anthozoa; Scleractinia; Pocilloporidae
Product: tigger transposable element-derived protein 4-like
Source: RefSeq, a predicted model, not a curated record